AUGCCCUCUGAGAACCCGCAACAACCGCCAGCUUCCCCUCCGACCUCCUCCACCAACCAACCGGAAGAAACCUCCGUCCCGGAACGGAACCCAAUAACCCACAACGCUGCCAUCGCAGCGGCCAUCCUAUGCCCCAUCGCGCUCCUCCUCCCGACGCGCGGCGGUGCAGGGAAAUCCAUGCUCCAGAACUCAGUCCUCGGCGGCGCAUCAUUCUGGGGCUUCAACCAGCUCGCGCACGACUACACGGGGAAAUCCAUCACAGCGCGGUCCAGCGAGCGGUGGGGCGCCCUGCUAGGGAGAUCUCCCCAGGAACAGCAACAAGGGCAAGAACACAAAACGGGGACGGGGCUGGUGCUGGCUGGCUUGCCGACGGAGCGAGCGGCGCGGAAUCGGGAGCUCAUGGAAGCUGAGCGGCGGAGGCGGGCGGAGGCGGAGGGGAGGGAGUAUAAGGGGAAGGAUCACCGCGGGCUUUGGGAGAGGAUGUGGAUGGGUGGUGAGAAGGAGGGGUGGAAGGAGAAGAGGUUGGAGGAGGAGCGCAAGGCGAUCGAGAGUGGGAAGGGGUAUGGCGGGUUGAUUAUGGAUCAGAUUUCCGAGGUCUGGCGCGGGAGGGGGAAAGAGAAAGGAAAAGGGGAUGGCGAGGAGGAUAAGAGCAACGGGGAAGGGGAGGGAGAGGGGAAGCGGUAA
This is a messenger RNA of Chaetomium strumarium, 684 nucleotides long. RefSeq lists its product as uncharacterized. The transcript has a single exon. Lineage: Eukaryota; Fungi; Ascomycota; Sordariomycetes; Sordariales; Chaetomiaceae. The coding region runs from base 1 to 684 and encodes 227 amino acids. The record is from RefSeq and is a predicted model, not a curated record.